This is a messenger RNA of Loa loa (African eye worm), 369 nucleotides long. RefSeq lists its product as hypothetical. The transcript has 2 exons. Bases 1 to 369 code for a protein of 122 amino acids. NCBI's taxonomy places the organism in Eukaryota, Metazoa, Nematoda, Chromadorea, Rhabditida, Onchocercidae. The record is from RefSeq and is a predicted model, not a curated record.
AUGAGAAGAAGGAAGAGUUCAUCAUCCCAGUUCGACGAGUCGAGCUCUCAAGAAAAAUUUACGACAUUGUUUUAUGGGUUCAGGAGCCAGUUGGCGGCAUACAUCAAAGACGCUCACAUCCUUUGGGCUCCUUCCUCAUUGGCUGUUGACGGGAUGCUCGGAGGUAUAGAGGGAUGGAAAGGAGGAGGAAGUGGGAGGAGGACUCGUACUACUCUGACCGAUCAUCACGACGACGAGGACGACAACGACAACGACGAAGGAGACAAGGAGGCGGAGGACGAAUGUAUUGACAGGGCUGCCUGCAGGGUUGCAGGAAGCCCUGCAUGCUGCAGUCCGCCCUGCUCUACCAUCCCGGCAGAGGCAGUAUAG